GCGAAACGCGGUGGUGUGGGGACGCGCCAAAGUCCCGCUCCGUCAGUCACACUAGGCGCUACAACUCCACGGACUACCACUCUCGUGUUUGAGGCGUCGGUGAAUCUUCAAGCCCAGAGCAUUUAGCUUCGAGUGUCGCGCCGAUUUUUACCACGACUCUUUGAAAGUGCUCGUCGACCCCCGUGACGAGAGACAAGUCAGCCGUUGGAAGACGCGUGAGCUCAAGUAUAGAAAGUCAGAAUCGGAUUCCGGCUGACCUGAAUUUUCUCCGGGACCCGGAACGAAAGCGAACGUGCCUCCGGGCGAGAGGGCGUCGCGGAGGGAAGGACUCGGCCACAGAGGACAGGGCUCGCCGCGUCGCAGUCCUCCUCGAGGUGAAGCGAACCCUUUAUGGCUGGGAGGCCUCGAGUCCUGCGCAGGACACUCAAGCGAGUCGGGUGUCCGUCCAUGCAGGAGAGGACGAAAGAGAUAUUAUUGUAGCUCUGUACAUUAAGCAGGAAACAGUUUACGAAAAGGUGAUAUAGGAAACCGCUUUAGUGUUGUGAUAGUGUAAGAGUGAAUUCCCGAGUGCAACAGUGAGCGAGCAUGAAGGCAUCCGUGCAGCUGCCACUCACGCAGAUGAUGAAGGAGACCGAAGGAUCCGCGGCAGAGGCUCUGGCCAACACCAAGGAGCCGCAGGAUCUUGCCCUACUCAGGUUCCUGCUCCUCCUGCAAGUAGCGGGAGAGCGGAAGGCGGAGAUCGAGGAGCUCCUGCGAGGGACGGCCGGGUUCCGACUGCCGAAGCAGCAGAAGCCGCCGGAGGAGGACGCCAACCACCAGCCGGACAACCACCGGCCGAAGAGAGCGCCGCUGGCCAGGCGGUGGAGGAAGAACCUCCUGAAGAAGAGGUCGAGCGAGGAUGACGAGGUCUCCGCCACCAGCUCGUCCGCCUCCUCCACCAACUCCUCCACCAGGUCCAGCAGCAGCAUCUCGCCCUCGCAGCCGCACGCCCACCGCGAAGAGGUCUGCGCCAAUGGCCACCUCAACCUCGCGCUCGAGGACGCCGAGGCGCCCCUGGCGAAGGACGGCCUCAGCGCCGAGGACACCGCCGACAUGUCGCUCCUGCAGAAGCUGGCGCUGAAUGCCCUCAACCUGACGGCGCCGGCGUCCUCGGUCCUCCUCAACAACCGGCGCAACAGCUGGGUGCAGUUAUCAGGUCACCCAGGAUCUCUGGCUCCAGCUGGCCCAGGAACCAUCUGGAAGAAGCGAGGCCCCGAGCCCGUGGAGACGGUCGCCUACCAGGCCUUCUCGCAGGACCCGGCCAGGGAGCUCGCGCCCACAUUCUUCCGGGAGGUCGUCUAUCAAGAUGAAUAUUUCAUUGAGAUGCAAGACCUAUUAUAUAACUUCCACAACCCGUCUGUGAUGGACAUAAAGAUGGGAACUCGCACCUUCCUGGAGUCCGAAGUGACCAACACCAAGGCUCGCCACGACCUGUAUGAGAAGAUGAUUAAAGUGGACCCUACAGCACCAACCCCCGAGGAGCACGAAGCCAAAGCAGUAACUAAGUUGCGAUACAUGGACUUCCGUGACAACAUGAGUUCUUCUCGAUCCCUCGGGUUCCGGAUAGAAGCUCUGAAGAUGACUGGUAGUGAUGCUGUUACGGAACUUAAGACAGUCCGCAGUCGCGAAGAAGUUGUUGGGACCAUGAGUGGGUUUCUCAAAGGGCGAGAGAACACCAAACGACAGGUUUUGUCACGUCUUAAUCAUCUUAGGGAUACUUUCGCCAAAUCGCCAUAUUUCCAAAAGCAUGAGGUGAUUGGAAGCAGCAUCUUGAUUAUCUACGAUGACGAUAAAGCAGGUGUUUGGAUGAUAGACUUUGCCAAAACUGUGCCCGUUCCAGAGGGUGUCAGCAUUACUCACAGAGAAGCAUGGGUCCUAGGCAACCACGAGGAAGGCUUUCUUACUGGGGUAGAUAACCUCAUAAAGGUUGUGGAGGAAGUACCAACAGUGAAAUCAAGGAGGUUAGGGUUAUUUAGCAAGUCGUAAUUGUGACUUUACAAUAUGGAAAUUAGUUCUUUUUUAUGACCAGAAGAAGCUGAAGAAAUCGUCUUGCAUGGAAGGGCUUGAAGUUGCAAGACUUGCAUUUCCAUCGCAGAAAAUAUUGCUUGUGAUGAUAGUUGAAUGGUAAUGCAUCUGACUUGCUAUAAUUCAGAAAUAUUGUAGCAGCAGCAUAAAAUUGUCUUUGCAGAUAUCUAUACUUGUAGGUUCUAAUGAAAUAAGCACCAAGCCACAUGGUUAAGAAACAAUACAAGGAUGACACUAAAUGUUUCAGAGAAAUUUUAUUUAUUGACAGUUUUUUAUUGUUAUCCAUUGGUUAAUGGGACCAUGACUACUGCUCAAUUAUUUAAUGGAUUUAGAUGUUAUUAGUAUGUGGACACGAGGACAAAUGUUCAGAUUUUCAGUGAGAGAAUUCACAACUUCAGUCCUUUAGUAUAGUAGCAUUUAUUACUGCUUGAAUUUUUUCACAUAGGUAAUCUUUUCUAAUAGUGAACAUAGACAUGACAUUUGCUUUUAAGUGUCAUUGUACACUGUGUAAAUUUGUGUAUUUAUGACAAAGUAAUUUAUUUUUUGUAUACUAUCUUAAGAGUUUCUCGUGACGUGCUGCCUUCCCUCGCUCUUUCUCAGUCACAUUUCUGAACCUUUGGUUGUUAAUAUUUAUAAUUCAUUUUAGAGUCUUCUAAAUUCUAAUUUGUAUUUUAAAAACAAGAUGAUAAAAAACAUCAGCUUGCC
Messenger RNA from Penaeus chinensis, 2769 nucleotides. RefSeq names its product inositol-trisphosphate 3-kinase homolog (gene IP3K1). Bases 586 to 2025 code for a protein of 479 amino acids. Gene Ontology annotation, molecular function: inositol-1,4,5-trisphosphate 3-kinase activity; inositol tetrakisphosphate kinase activity. The record is from RefSeq and is a predicted model, not a curated record. Gene Ontology annotation, biological process: inositol phosphate biosynthetic process. NCBI's taxonomy places the organism in Eukaryota, Metazoa, Arthropoda, Malacostraca, Decapoda, Penaeidae. Gene Ontology annotation, cellular component: nucleus; cytoplasm. The transcript has 8 exons.